AUGUUCAAGCUCGCCGUGGUCGUCGCCCUUGUGGCCGUCGCCUUCGCCACCGUCACACCGGCGACCCAAUGCACCUCAGGAUGUGUCUUCCUGCAAACCAAGCUCGGCUUGGGCGUCUCCGUCGGCCUCAUCAAGCUCUCGGCCGAUGGAUGCCAGUCCUUCACCCCGACCUGCUUCAGCUCGGCCGAACACAUCCACCUCGAUGAUGCCGACUACGAUGGACAGAUGCCCCUGCAGUGCAGCAACGGCCAGUGCGGCGUCGCCCUCGACGCGGACAGAUGCCACACCGUCGAGCCCGCUUGCAUGAACGGCAAUUUGCAUAUUGAGAUCGACGGAGACCGCUGGGAUGGAGAGCCUCUCGAAUGCUUUGACAGAAAAUGGUACCUCAACGGUGAGCCGGUCACCGAAAUCAACUGCGUCCGC
Messenger RNA from Mesorhabditis spiculigera, 423 nucleotides. The record is from the annotation of a GenBank genome assembly. NCBI's taxonomy places the organism in Eukaryota, Metazoa, Nematoda, Chromadorea, Rhabditida, Rhabditidae.